Molecule: messenger RNA, 1581 nt
Organism: Penicillium antarcticum
Lineage: Eukaryota; Fungi; Ascomycota; Eurotiomycetes; Eurotiales; Aspergillaceae
Product: phosphatase PAP2 family protein
Exons: 5
Cellular component (GO): endoplasmic reticulum membrane
Molecular function (GO): sphingosine-1-phosphate phosphatase activity
Source: RefSeq, a predicted model, not a curated record
AUGGGUCACAAGUCGGACCAGCCUGAUGCUGGGCUGAAGAGUCUCAACCAUUAUUCGAACCGUUUACCCCUCUGGCGAUAUUGGCCGCGACAGCAACUCAUCCCGCUGAUUCGAUAUGAGACUCCAUACCUUGCCUGGGUGCAGGAGAAAGUCCGUACACCUACGCUUGACUCGUACUUUGCGUUCACGGCGAACCUCGGUACCCACACGUUCUUCAUGGUCUUCUUACCGUUCUUGUUUUGGUGCGGCUCCCCGAGUAUGGGUAGAGGACUCGUACAUAUCCUCGCAUCGGGCGUAUUUUUCAGCGGCUUUAUUAAAGACUUGCUAUGUCUUCCCCGACCUUUGUCGCCCCCACUUCAGCGCAUCACGAUGUCCGGAUCUGCAGCCCUCGAAUAUGGAUUCCCCUCGACGCAUUCUACAAACGCUGUUUCGGUAGCGGUUUACGCCUUGGGAUUGCUCGGAUCGCCGGAGUCGACUCUCAGUGCGCAAGUCACGCUCCUUCUCCAAUGCGUUACCUAUAUGUACGUGGUAUCGAUUGUUCUAGGCCGUCUGUACUGCGGAAUGCAUGGAAUGCUGGACUGUACGGUUGGGUGUGCUUUGGGUGCCGGUAUUGGUCUUAUUCAGUUCCACUAUGGACCAGCCUUUGAAGAGUUUAUUGUGUCUGCAUCGUUGAAGGAUAUCUCUCUGCUUGCGCUUUUGAUCAUAUCUCUGGUCCGCGUCCAUCCUGAGCCAGCCGAUGAUUGUCCCUGCUUUGACGACAGUGUUGCAUUUGCGGGAGUCAUGCUCGGCGUGGACGUAUCCUCGUGGCACUUUGCCGAUAUUUGGGACGGAUAUCCUGCUGGGUCGAUCCCCUAUGACCUCUACACCGUGGGAUGGAUUAAUACCGUCAUUCGUCUCGUUUUGGGUGUGCUGUGCGUAUUUGCCUGGAGGACUGUGACAAAGCCCGCUUUGCUCCGCAUUUUACCACCUAUCUUCCGGACUCUAGAGAAGCUUGGACUUCUUCUUCCUCGACGUUUCUUCACGACUGCUUCGAAAUACACCACUGUUCCAUCCAACCUCAAGGACCACGAUGUUCUCCCUAAUUUCUCCGACAUCCCAUCCAUCAUUACUACUAUGCGCCAUCCCCGCCGCCGAGCCAUCUCUGUCGGUCCUCAGUCAGAGGCUGAUGCGUACGAAACCCUGGCAUACAGGGAAAAGCGUCGACGUGAAAGUCAAUCUGGUGGGAAUCGUGCUUCUCCAGUUGCAGAGGGAGAAACCAGGCCAAACGGGACGCCACUGUCAAGAAAGGCGACAACUUUGGGGGAAUACGAAGGCAUGAUGGGUAGGGGCAGUCCUCAUUCCUCUGCCGUCGACGUCAGCUCCGAUAUAACGCCUUUCCCCACGGCCGACUUCUCGAUCGAAACAGAACUCGAGGCCGAACAACGGGACCAGGAGGAGGUUUUCUCCCAGAUUAAGAAACCCCGUGUUCGUUACGAUGUGGAGGUCGUGACCAAACUGGUUGUGUAUGCCGGUAUUCCUUGGGUUGUUAUCGAGGUCGCACCCCUACUAUUUGACCUAGUCGGGCUAGGAGUCCCACCGGUU